GGUAGCAGUCGUGGACAGCCACUGAACUGAGCAGAGAUGACUAGUAACAGGGAGUUUGACUGUGUGGUUAUUGGAGCUGGUGUGCAGGGCUCCUUCACAGCAUACCAGCUGGCAAGAAGGAACAAGAAAACUCUUCUGCUGGAACAGUUUGUUCUUCCCCAUACCAGAGGCAGCUCCCAUGGCCAAACUCGUAUUAUCCGCAAAGCCUAUGAGGAGGACUUCUACAUUAGGAUGAUGGAGGAAUGCUACAAGCUGUGGAGUCAAAUGGAGAAGGAGGCAGGUGUCAAGUUGUACAGACAAACAGGACUCCUGGUAAUGGGACCAGAGAAGAAUGAGAGUUACCAACUGUGUAAGAAUACAAUGCUGAAGAACAAUGUUCCAAUGGUGCAACUGACGCGGGAAAACUUUGGUCUGCACAUUCCAAACGUCAGCCUGGCUGAAGGUCAUGCAGCGUUUGUGGAACUAACUGCUGGAGUGCUGUAUGCUGACCGCACACUCAAAGCUGUACAGGGGCAGUUUCAGAAGUUAGGUGGAGUCAUUAGAGACAAUGAAAAAGUGACAGACAUUAAGCCUGGCUCACUUGUCACAAUUUUAACCUCUACUGGUGUUUAUAGAACCAAAAGACUGGUCAUAACAGCCGGACCCUGGACUAAUAGACUGCUUGUGAAGACUGGAAUAGAGCUGCCACUUGAGGUGAUGAAGAUCAACGUAUGCUACUGGAGGGAGAAGGUUGAUGGCUCAUAUGAUGUAAAACAGAAAUUUCCUUGCUUUCUACAAAUUGAAGGUGAGAAGUCCAAAGAGCACAUCUACGGCCUGCCAGCUAAUGAGUAUCCUGGGAUGGUGAAGAUAUGCCUCCAUGCAGGCAGCCCUGCUGAUCCGGACCAAAGAGACCAACAAAAAGACAGGUCUGACAUCGAAACCUUGCAGCGUUUUGUCAGCCGCCGCUUCCCUGGUCUCGUCCCUGAGCCGGCUGUUGUGGAAAGCUGCUUGUACACGGUUACUCCUGACAACCAUUUUGUGCUGGACUAUCAUCCUGCUUAUCGCAAUAUUGUCAUCGGAGCAGGAUUCUCAGGUCAUGGCUUCAAGUUUGGACCAAUUGUUGGCCAGAUUCUUUGUGACCUUAGUCUUGGAGAAGUGCCCUCCUUUGACCUCUCACCUUUUAGAAUUACACGUUUCCAAGCAAAAAACAAAUCAUCUUUAUAGACUGACAAAUGUAUGUCUUAGAAGCCUUUUUUCAUGCAUGAUUCUAGGUUGUAAAAAUAAUAAUCAGACAUAAGUGUUUUUAACAUUAGUAAAAAAAAAUUAAAGAAGAAAAUAUUAUGAUUUAGGAUUUUCCAGCCGAACCAAGAUUGAUUCUGUUCAUUGUUUUUCUUGUGACAUGACUUACUUAGUUCAUUUUUGGCAAGAUGUAGGCCAGUCAGUCUCUCAAAGCUGAAAAUGACUCUAGCAAUAAAAACUACACAAUACAAAAAUAUAACUAAAUGAAACUUAACUCUACUUAGAAAGCACUUUUACAUGCCUAUGUGAUAACAAAGAUCCAAGGGCCAGGGGAGGGUGCUGUGGCAAAAGACCAGCUGGUAAAGUAGACCAGGGGGUGCAGGAGCUAAAGUAAAGACCAGGGGGAAAGUAAAGACCAGGGAUAAAGUAAAGACCAGGGGGAAAGUAAAGACCAGGGAUAAAGUAAAGACCAUGGGGAAAGUAAAGACCAGGGAUAAAGUAAAGACCAAGGGGAAAGUAAAGACCAGGGAUAAAGUAAAGACCAGGGGGAAAGUAAAGACCAGGGAUAAAGUAAAGACAAGGGGGAAAGUAAAGACCAGGGAUAAAGUAAAAACCAGGGAUAAAGUAAAGACCAGGGAUAAAGUAAAGACCAGGGAAAAAGUAAAGACCAGGGAUAAAGUAAAGACCAGGGGGUAAAGUAAAGACCAGGGGGUAAAGAAAAGACCAGGGGGUAAAGAAAAGACCAGGGAUAAAGUAAAGACCAGGGGGUAUAAUAGCUGGAAAUAGGAAAGUCGGGUGAAGCUUGUCUCAGACCUGGGGCUCAGGGGGCAAAAGUGUUUGCCCCACAUGGUUGAGAGUGGGAUUUUAUGAAUCUAAAGACAUUUUCCUGCGUUUUGCUGAAAAAUGUGUAACUCUGUGACAAACGGUGUUUGGACUUUAUCUCAAUAGUUUAAUGAUUUUCUUAACCUCUGAUUGAACUCAUUUGGGUUUAAUUUGUUUUUGCUUUUACCUUUUCUUUUAUUCCUGUUCUUAAUUUUCUAUUCUUACUUUUAUUGGUAAAUUCCACUCUAACCUGGCACGGCACAUCUUUUCACAUAUGAAACGAUCAAUGUUCUGUUGUGGAUUUUCCCUUGUUUUAAAUAAAUAAACUCUUAAUAAUGUA
Messenger RNA from Oryzias latipes (Japanese medaka), 2380 nucleotides. It is a transcript of the gene pipox, whose product is annotated as pipecolic acid oxidase. Gene Ontology annotation, molecular function: sarcosine oxidase activity; flavin adenine dinucleotide binding; L-pipecolate oxidase activity. NCBI's taxonomy places the organism in Eukaryota, Metazoa, Chordata, Actinopteri, Beloniformes, Adrianichthyidae. The record is from RefSeq and is a predicted model, not a curated record. Gene Ontology annotation, cellular component: peroxisome.